Molecule: messenger RNA, 567 nt
Organism: Didymodactylos carnosus
Lineage: Eukaryota; Metazoa; Rotifera; Eurotatoria; Philodinida; Philodinidae
Source: the annotation of a GenBank genome assembly
AUGGAUGAACAAAUCGCAAGAAAUAUGCAAAUCACAUACCGAAAACGUAUAGGUUUGUCUAAAAUUAAAUUCAAACAAGGGCAGUUACUUUGCUUUCGUUGCCACGAGUAUAAAAGCAAAAUACUGAAAGAUAAAACAAUUGAUCACAAAGAUAAAUCAUCGUUCAAGCAAACGCCUGCAUUGUUCCCGAGGCUAUUACGCCGAGAGUUUACACCGCUACCCCGACCUGCUACGGUUGACAGUGAUGUGAGUUCCUCAUCGGAGAAACUGACUCCUUUAAAAGCUGUGAAAGAGAAUAGGCAUGUCCAACAAUCGGCAAAUCGUAAAUCGGCCAAAAAUAUCCCGAACGAAAUAUUUCAAGUUGUCGGAAUUCCACCAUUAGCUGAUAUUCAAGAUUGUGUUGAAUGUUCAUCAACCAAACCAUCAGAAAUAGUUUCAAAUUUUUUUGACGGUGAUGAGGACGAUCAAGCGACAUGGACAGUAUGGAAAAGAGUUGAUAAAAAGGUUGAUCUUCAACGUAUUACUGGCAAUAUCCAAUCUCUUUUUGAUGUAUUAGACAAUCAAUGA